This is a messenger RNA of Aspergillus affinis, 462 nucleotides long. RefSeq lists its product as uncharacterized. The transcript has 2 exons. Gene Ontology annotation, molecular function: structural constituent of cell wall. Gene Ontology annotation, cellular component: fungal-type cell wall. Bases 1 to 462 code for a protein of 153 amino acids. The record is from RefSeq and is a predicted model, not a curated record. NCBI's taxonomy places the organism in Eukaryota, Fungi, Ascomycota, Eurotiomycetes, Eurotiales, Aspergillaceae.
AUGAAGUUCUUCGCCACUGCUCUGCUCUUCGCCGCCACCGCUGUGGCUCUCCCCUCCCCUGGCGACGAUGUCGACAGCGGUAGCACGGUUAAAUUCCCCGUCGAUCACGAGACCACCCUCAGCCAGGCUCAGGCCAAGUGCGGUUACGACGCCAAGGUCUCCUGCUGCAACAAGGCCACCUACACCCACGAUAUCACUACUGCCAACACAGGCCCUCUCGCCGGUGUUAUACAAACCGCCCUCGGAGGCGGUCCGGGUGGUGACGGUCUAGGUCUCUUCGGCCAAUGCAAUGACCUCAGUCUCAACGUUCCCGUCUUGAAUGUUGUCGGCGGCGGCGUUGACCAGCUCGUCAACCAGAAGUGCAAACAGAACAUUGCUUGCUGCCAGAAUAGCGGCUCCCAACCUAACGGAGACUUGAUUGGUGUUGCUAUUCCCUGCGUCGCUCUGGGCUCGCUCAUCUAA